This is a messenger RNA of Tupaia belangeri chinensis (Chinese tree shrew), 1376 nucleotides long. RefSeq names its product tropomodulin 4 (gene TMOD4). The record is from RefSeq and is a predicted model, not a curated record. Gene Ontology annotation, molecular function: tropomyosin binding. Gene Ontology annotation, biological process: muscle contraction; actin filament organization; myofibril assembly. Lineage: Eukaryota; Metazoa; Chordata; Mammalia; Scandentia; Tupaiidae. Gene Ontology annotation, cellular component: cytoskeleton; myofibril; striated muscle thin filament. The transcript has 8 exons. The coding region runs from base 123 to 1199 and encodes 358 amino acids.
CUUCCCUCUGGAGUUCUAAGCUGCCAAAUAUCCAGCUUGAUGUGCUAUCCCCCCACCCGCCGCUGGCCUCUGUGUCCCUACUGUGUCCACAUCCAUCUUUCCAUUGUCCAACCACUUUUCCCAUGUCCCCUAGGCUCUGUGAGUGCCACUCACAGUGGGGAGGGGGUGGGGCCACCAUGUCAUCCUAUCAGAAGGAACUGGAGAAAUACAGAGACAUCGAUGAAGAUGAGAUCCUAAGGACUUUGAGCCCUGAGGAGCUAGAGCAGCUGGAUUGUGAGCUGCAGGAGAUGGACCCCGAGAACAUGCUCCUGCCAGCUGGACUAAGGCAACGAGACCAGACAAAGAAGAGCCCAACAGGGCCACUGGACCGAGAUGCCCUUUUGCAGUACCUGGAGCAGCAGGCACUAGAAGUCAAAGAGCGUGAUGACUUGGUGCCCUUCACAGGCGAGAAAAAGGGGAAACCCUACAUUGAACCCAAAAGGGAAAUCCCAGCAGAGGAGCAGAUCACCCUGGAACCUGAGCUGGAGGCAGCCUUGGCUAAUGCCACAGAUGCCGAAAUGUGUGAUAUUGCAGCAAUUCUGGACAUGUACACGCUGAUGAGCAACAAGCAAUACUAUGAUGCCAUCUGCAGCGGAGAGAUCUGCAACACCGAAGGCAUCAGCAGUGUGGUACAGCCUGACAAGUAUAAGCCAGUGCCGGACGAGCCCCCAAAUCCCACAAAUAUUGAGGAGAUACUGAAGAAGGUUCAAAGCAAUGACAAAGAACUGGAGGAAGUGAAUCUCAAUAACAUCCAGGACAUCCCAAUCCCCAUGCUAAGUGAGCUGUGUGAGGCAAUGAAGACAAAUACCUAUGUCCGGAGCUUCAGUCUGGUGGCCACAAGGAGUGGUGACCCCAUCGCCAAUGCAGUGGCUGACAUGUUACGUGAGAAUCGAAGCCUUCAGAGCUUGAACAUCGAAUCCAACUUCAUUAGCAGCACAGGGCUCAUGGCUGUGCUGAAGGCAGUUCGAGAAAACACCACCCUCACUGAGCUCCGCGUAGACAACCAGCGCCAGUGGCCUGGUGAUGCAGUGGAGAUGGAGAUGGCCACCGUGCUGGAGCAGUGUCCCUCUAUUGUCCGCUUUGGCUACCACUUUACACAGCAGGGACCACGAGCUCGGGCAGCCCAGGCCAUGACCCGGAACAAUGAACUGCGUGAGUAACUGCAGAUGGGGUGUGGGGAGAGGGCAAGAAAAAACAGAAGCCAGUGGGGCCUCCUGAGAGCGAGCUUAGUGACACAUGGCCUGGAUGCUGCCAGAUACUCACCGAAGUUCAAAUUUCAUGAGUGAUCAGAAAGUGCAGAGAGGGACCAGCAGGUGGUAUAGUGGCUAAGGCACUGG